This is a messenger RNA of Eufriesea mexicana, 798 nucleotides long. RefSeq names its product mediator complex subunit 8 (gene MED8). Gene Ontology annotation, biological process: regulation of transcription by RNA polymerase II. The record is from RefSeq and is a predicted model, not a curated record. Gene Ontology annotation, cellular component: mediator complex; core mediator complex. NCBI's taxonomy places the organism in Eukaryota, Metazoa, Arthropoda, Insecta, Hymenoptera, Apidae. Gene Ontology annotation, molecular function: RNA polymerase II cis-regulatory region sequence-specific DNA binding; transcription coregulator activity. Bases 13 to 798 code for a protein of 261 amino acids. The transcript has 7 exons.
UUAAUAUUUAAAAUGCAAAGAGAAGAAAAACAAUUGGAUUCUGCUUUGGAGGCUAUAAUUAUGAGAGUAAAUGAUUUAAAGACUGCAAUUGCUGCUAUGAUAUUUAAAUUAGAACAUGAAUAUGAAACAUUGAAUUGGCCUAAUUUCCUUGAUAAUUUUGCACUUAUUUCGGGACAUUUGACUAGUCUUUCGAAAAUUCUUGGACAUGAUAAAGCACCAAACUUAAGAAACUUAACAGUUUUACCAUUAAGAUUAAGUCCAGAAAAAGAUGAAGAAUUGCUUCGUUUAACUGAAGGUAGAAUUCCCACAUUUGCUCAUGAUUUAGUACCAGACUAUCUACGAACCAAAGUAGAGCCUCAAGCUGAGCAAAAAAUGAUGCAGCUUGAAGCAAAAGCUGCAAAUUUAAAUUAUGAGACAUCGCAUGACUGCAAUAAACAAGUAGCUCAGUAUACAAAAGUCAUUAAUCAUGUAUGGGAUAUAGCAAAUAAGGCACGUGAAGAAUGGGAAAGUGAAGCUGGGUCUAGAGCAACUCAAGCCCAAACCAGUAGUACAGCAGACACUCAUGCCCUUGUAGCAGCUGUAGGUAUGGGUAAAGGUUUAAAGUCUGACUCUGUCCAAAUGGUUCAAUCUGGUGUAAAUUCUGUACCUAGUGGAAUGAUGGUAGGUAGACCUGGAAAUCAACAACAAACUCCAGGCCAAGGGUCUUUAGGAAAUCCAUCUAUGGGACAAAUGAGUAAAGCACCAAGUGCAAUUAAAACUAAUAUUAAAGCAGCAUCACAAAUUCACCCAUACAGAUAA